AACAAAUUUAAUUUACUUGUUAAAUACAACUGCAGUAUUUUCAUCAAAUAUACGGUCAAAUUUUUAGAUCAAUCAAUUUGCAAAACAUGAUUUAUUUGAGAUUUCAAACAAUUCUGUCUAUUGGACUAAUAGUAUCCACAUCAGCAGAAAUUAAUCUUGAUCAAGUUAUCAAUUAUUUAUCAUCGAAAAAUUUACCAAAAGCACAAGUUGCAUUUCAUAAUUGCAUUGCCAAGUUAAACGUAAAAGGUCUUGAACAAACGAAUUAUGAAGAAAUCAAUACAUUUUUAUGUAAAUUAAGAGAUAAUAUAAUUUCUCGUGAAAUGGAUCCAAAUGAAAUGAGUCAAAAAUUGGUUGAAUAUUUAAAAUUAGAUAAAUCUAUUAUUACCAAGAACUUUGAUAAUUGUUGUACAGAUUUCCACUCAAGAUUGUUUUCAUUAGAAAAUCUUGGGAAAAAUGAAAACUUGAAAAAAAACAAAAAUUUAUUAAAUUUGCGUUAUAAUCAAGCAUAUAAAAUUCUACGAGAUUGCGCAAAUACUUAUUCCCUGGAUGCACGAUAUUAUAUGAAAAGACUUA
Daktulosphaira vitifoliae (grape phylloxera) is the source of this 573-nucleotide messenger RNA. RefSeq lists its product as uncharacterized. The annotation marks the transcript as partial. NCBI's taxonomy places the organism in Eukaryota, Metazoa, Arthropoda, Insecta, Hemiptera, Phylloxeridae. The transcript is spliced from 5 exons. The record is from RefSeq and is a predicted model, not a curated record.